Bombus impatiens (common eastern bumble bee) is the source of this 1186-nucleotide messenger RNA. Its product is annotated as adenosine kinase. The transcript has 6 exons. Lineage: Eukaryota; Metazoa; Arthropoda; Insecta; Hymenoptera; Apidae. The record is from RefSeq and is a predicted model, not a curated record. Bases 38 to 1153 code for a protein of 371 amino acids. Gene Ontology annotation, cellular component: nucleus; cytosol. Gene Ontology annotation, biological process: purine ribonucleoside salvage. Gene Ontology annotation, molecular function: adenosine kinase activity.
AUUAUAUAUUUAAAGCCCUGUAGUAUAUUUAUAAAAAAUGGUUGAAAAAGUUUCAUUAAGAAAAUCUAUUGCAAAACUGGAUUGUCCAGCUAUUAUAGCUUUUGGCAAUCCUUUGCUGGAUGUUUAUGUAACAAUAAAAAAUGAUGAUUUGUUGAAAAAGUUCAAUCUUCCUACGGAUGGAGAAAUAGAACUUCCUGUUGAAAAAAUGCAGGAGUUGCUGGCGGAUUUACCACUAGAAUCACGACAUAGAUUCAAUGCUGGAGGAUCAGCACAAAAUUCAAUGAGAGUUUUACAAUGGCUUUGUGAUGAAACUCAUCAAAAUCAAUAUACUAUAUAUUGUGGAGGACUUGGAAAUGAUUCAGGGGGGAAAAUGUUGGAGAUCUUAGUUAGAUCAGCAGGUGUGGAUGUCAGAUAUGCAAUACAUCCAACUUUACCUACAGGACAUUGUAUAGCAUUGACAAGUGAAUCAACUCGUAGUCUUGUUGCCAAUAUAGGAGCUGCUGGUGUAUAUACUCUAGAUGACCUUAAGAAAACCAAUUUAUCAUUGGAUACAAUAAAAAUAAUUUAUAUUGAAGGAUUUUUCCUAACACAUAGUUUUCCUUUAGUAAAAGACCUUGUUAAACAAGCAGAAGAAAGAGACAUAAUUAUUGCUUUCAACUUAAAUGGAACAUAUAUAUUUAAUGAUCAUCACAUAGCAAUUUGUGAAAUGGUGGGGUAUGCAAAUAUUGUAUUUGGUAACGCAAGAGAAAUGGAAGCUUUGGCUCAAUCAUUAAAUGUUACAUAUGAAGAUGUAACAGAUAUACCAUUUUUACUGAAUAGUUUAAAGAGAAUUACAGUUAAUGUUUGUAAUACAGUCAAUGAAGAUUGGUUGCGUCAUGGGGGAGUAUUUGUUAUGACUCAAGGUGGCUCAGCUCCAGCAAUUACUGUUUGGGGAAGAAGUCAAUCUGUUCAAGUACAACCAAUUAAACCAAAGGCUCCUGUUGUAGACACUACAGGUGCUGGUGAUGCUUUGGCAGCUGGUUUUCUAGCCGGCGUUUUAGCUCGAUGGAAACCAAAAUAUUGCUUAGAAUAUGGUUGCAAAGUAGCAUCAUUUAUGGUAACCAAACUUGGUAUUACACUACCAGAUAAUGUACCACCAGAUUUAUUAGAAUAACAAUGUUAAUUACGAACGAAACGGUUUAUCAUU